AUGAUCGGGUGGCGCAUACUCGCUGCCGCCGGGCGGCCGAAGGGCAUCGGUCGCUGCACCUGGCUGCUGCUGCUCAGACCCUUCGCCCUCCAGGCCCCUGCCUCUCCCAGCGCGACAGCUGCUCUCCUCCGCGACGCCCCGCGCCGCAGGCUCCCGGCGCCGGCGCCCGGCGAGCAGCACGCGUCAGCAGCUGCCUGCGGCGGCCCUGGCAGCGGCACGGAGGCGAGGCCCGCAGCGCGGGAGUGGCACGGCGGGCCUCUCGUGGGAAGCGCGUGCGCGCACGUCACCACCCUGCACGGCCGGCACGCCAACCGUUGGGCAGUGCACGUGGCCUCCACCGGCACGCUGUGCGUGCGAGGCGUGCCGCGCAUCGAGCCGCAGGCGCCCUCCGCGCCCUCGGGCACCAUCGUCGCGGCCCCAGCGCACGACGGGCGCCAGCUGCCCGAAGUUGGACAUCGCAUAUGGGGGAGCACCGGCUCGGCCCUGGCAUCCACGACCGGGGCGCGGCGCAUCGGGAACGCCUUGGCCGGGCGGCAGCGCGGCGGCUCCCGCGCAGCGGCUCUCGGCGCCGCCGCCGUGGCGGGUGCCGCUGCGGCCACGGUGUUCUGCUUGCCUUGCGCGCAGACCUCGGCGGCUCGCCUCUGGACGGUCGAGGUGCUUGCGCCGGGCGGAGACGGCCUGGCGUUCCCCGAGGAGCUCCGCGGCGCGCUCGAGGGCCUCGGCCUGAGGCUGGAGCCCGAGCAGCUCGCGGCCCUGGCCGCGCGGCUGGGCCCCGACCGCAGCGGCAAGGUGGGCCUGAAGGAGCUCGAGAAGGCCAUGCGGCAGGCGGAGAGGCAGUCCGCGGCGGCGACCUCGCCGAAGCCCGUCGGGGCCCAGAAGCCCCCCAGGGUCGCCCUGAAGAAGGAGGACAAGGAGGAGUUCCGGCAGGAGAAUCUUCGGCCUCUUCAAGCAGCUGUGCCAGGCCGGGGGGCCCGACGAGCCCGAGCUCGUGGACUGGGACGAGAGCGGGGACAUCGGCGUGGACGAGCUGGAGCAGCUGUUGGAGACAGUGGGCCUGAACCUUAA
This is a messenger RNA of Prorocentrum cordatum, 1065 nucleotides long. The record is from the annotation of a GenBank genome assembly. NCBI's taxonomy places the organism in Eukaryota, Dinophyceae, Prorocentrales, Prorocentraceae.